GAGGAGGAACCGGGCAGGAUACCUCUGUCCAGUGGCGGAGCAAGGUCAAGGCUAGAGUCUCCCUGCCAGACUGAGCCCCUGGCACCAACAGGGUAGAAAUGGCUCUGUCCUAAGGCCCCUCAGGCACCAGGAUUACAAGGCUCUAUCUCUUACCUUCUUCUUGACUACCCCCUCUGCACCAGUCCCCAAAGCCAAGGCCAGGCCUCUGACACACCUGAACUUCUCUGUCCAGUCAGCACCCAGAGCAGAGCAGGCCCUCUCAACUAGGACAAUCCGUGAGGACUUCCUGAAGGAAGUGGCAUUUGAGCUGAAUUUUGAGUGACAACUCACUGGUAUUAAUCAACAGUCAACAUUUAUGGACUGAUUAUUGCUAGUCUGUUGCUAAGAUGUCAAAGUGUUGCCUCACUUACUGCUGACAACAACUCUACGAGGAGGCAGCCUUUAUUAACAAUGUACAGUCGAGUAAAUGGAGACGGAGAGGUGAAGUGACUCACUCAAGGUCACACAACUAAAGAAGCUUCCCCUCAUGGCUCUGUCCAGCACAAUGGCUGAGAGCUUCAAGGAGUUGGACCCCGAUUCCAGCAUAGGGUGCUUUAUCCGCAGGAAGGCCUUGGAGAUGAGCUGUGCCAUUCAGAACCAGCUGGCCCGCAUCCUGGCUGAGUUUGAGAUGACCCUGGAGAGGGAUGUCCUGCAGCCACUCAGCAAGCUGAGUGAGGAGGAGCUGCCAGCCAUCCUCAAGCACAAGAAAACCCUGCAGAAGCUGGUGUCCGACUGGAACAACCUCAAAAACAGGCUCAGUCAAGCAGCUAAGAACUCAGGCAGUGGUCAGGGCCUGGGCAGUGGCCCAGGCAGUUACAGCCACACCACCACUGCCAACAAGGUGGAGAUGCUGAAGGAGGAGGAGGAGGAGCUGAAGAGGAAGGUGGAGCAGUGCAAGGACGGGUACUUGGCCGACCUGUACCACUUUGCCACCAAGGAGGACACAUAUGCCAACUACUUCAUCCACCUUAUGGAGAUUCAGGCCGAGUACCACCGCAAGUCUCUGAGCUCCCUCGACACAGCCCUGGCUGAGCUAAAGGAGAACCACGGCCAAGCAGACCCCUCCCCCUCGACGAUGGCCGCCCCCUUCCCCAGGGUGUAUGGGGUAUCACUGGGAACACACCUGCAAGAACUGGGCCGAGACAUCGCCCUGCCCAUCGAGGCCUGUGUCAUGAUGCUGCUCUCCGAGGGCAUGAAGGAAGAGGGCCUCUUCCGUCUGGCCGCUGGGGCCUCAGUGCUGAAGCGCCUCAAGCAGACAAUAGCCUCGGACCCCUACAGCCUGCAGGACUUCUGCUCUGACCCCCAUGCCGUGGCAGGUGCCCUCAAGUCCUAUCUGCGGGAGCUGCCGGAGCCCCUGAUGACCUUUGACCUCUAUGAUGAUUGGAUGAGGGCAGCCAGCCUGAAGGACCUGGGGGCCCGGCUGGAUGCCCUCCAACAGGUGUGCAGCCGCCUGCCGCAGGAGAACCUCAACAACCUCAGAUACCUGAUGAAGUUCCUGGCACAGCUGGCCGAUGAGCAGGAGGUGAACAAGAUGACACCCAGCAACAUCGCCAUCGUCCUGGGACCCAACCUGCUAUGGCCCCCUGAGAAAGAAGGGGACCAGGCCCAGCUGGAUGCCGCCUCAGUGUCCUCCAUCCAGGUGGUGGGUGUGGUCGAGGCCCUGAUACAGAGCGCAGACGCCCUCUUCCCUGGAGACAUCAACUUCAACAUGUCAGGCCUGUUCUUGGCCCCUGUCCCCCAGGACAAGGUCAGCAACAGGCCAGCCUCUGAAGAGCUUCCAACGAUGGCUCCGGCUCCAGCUGCUACCCCAGCUUUAGUGGCUACCAAGGAAAGAACAGAAUCUGAGGCACCCCGCAGACCAGCCUCCCCCAAGGUCAGUAGGAGUUCACCGGAGGCAGCCACCCCAGUGGAAGACAUGGCUCGGAGGACCAAGCGCCCGGCUCCUGCCCGGCCCAACAUGCCACGCCCCCAGGCCUCUAGCACCCGCUCCUCCCCUCCAGCCCCAUCCCUGCCCCCUGGUUCUGGCAGCCCUGCGACCCCCCAGGCUCUGCCCCGCCGUCUAGUAGGCAGCAGCCUCCGGGCCCCCACAGUGCCACCCCCAUUACCCCCCAACCCCCCACAGCCUGUGCGGCGCCCAAGCCGACAUUCGCCAGCCUCCCCCCACCUCGCUUCCCCGAGUCCGGCCUCUCCCAACCCCAUCCCUCUGAGCAUGCCUACGCAGGUGGACCUGGGGGCCACCGAGGAGGGAGGGCUACCUGAGGCCGUAGGAAGGGCCUCCAGUCCCCCAGCGAUCCCCCCUCAGCCGCAGUCCAGGAGCCUUGACUCAGAGACCAACUGAGCUCCCCUCCGACAGUCCUCAGUGUCCCUCCCCUCCUACCUCAUCCUCCCAGGACACACCCUCACCGUCCCAAGGGGUGGGAGCCUCCAGCCUGUCUGUAAGUGCCUCAGCGCCCGCUGGGUCGGCCCCCGUGGUAGGGGAACUCUGGACAGUCCUCCACUUCCAGACCUUUUCCUCGUGGAUCUACCCUGGGCUGGGGGACCAUCACCCAGCUCCCCACUUUCUGUAGUGUCCCAAAGCAGCCGCCAGAAGGAAGGAGAGGCUUGCCUGCUCCUAUAGGACUUUUAUUUUUCUCUUGCCAACAUAUUUUUUUUGUAAGGCUGGUAAAUAAAUUAUUUUGGACAAAACUGGA
Manis javanica (Malayan pangolin) is the source of this 2729-nucleotide messenger RNA. The record is from RefSeq and is a predicted model, not a curated record. Lineage: Eukaryota; Metazoa; Chordata; Mammalia; Pholidota; Manidae.